CACGCGGCGUCACGUCGCCUCCCCCGCCCCACCCCGCGCCGCGCAAACCCCGCACCCGCCCUCAGCGCCCAAAGCGCGCCCUACCGCCGCCCUACAGCCGCCUAAACAUGGACGCCAGAAUCGCCCUAUGUUUUCUGCUCUGCACCGCGUUCGGUGUGUCCGGUGAUGUCGACAUCAUCACGGAGCCCCGCCCCGGCGAAGAGUAUGUCAUAGUGAGCUCGGGGCAGCACAGCCCCCUCAAAAAUUUUGAGUCAGCACACAAAAUACCAGAGAAGCACCCUCACCAUCGUUACAUCAAGCCCGAGGAUGUCAACGAGAGAUUAUACAAAAAGUCACACAAUGGAAAAAGUAAACAUCCAACGGAGGGCAUCGUUUCUAUCGAGGAAGAUAAGAAGACCGUCUACAAGAAGGCCCAAAAAGUAAAGGAGUCUAUUGAAAUCGACAUACCAGUUUCAAAAAUAGAAGACAUCAAAAUAAAGGAAAAGGUACACGAUGUUGACAUCAAUCCCAAACUGGCCGUUCUCGAGACGAUGUCGGAAUCUGGAAAAUUAAGUUACAACGAGGGCACCACGACGCAAAAGCCCGUGUUGACUACUUCAGCCCCUAGCUCCACAAAGGGCUACGACUACAUUCCUAUCAACUUUGAUACCAUCGAUGAUAUUAACAGUGGUCUCUUAUCAUCGAAUGUUAAACUAGAAACCGCCGGUUCAGAACAGAAGCAGCAUUCUAGAAUUCAAAUUAAAAAGGGCCCCAACGGGCAAGACUAUGAAUACGAGUACAUCUACUAUUAUUAUGACGAGGAAGAGGAGGCAGCCAAGAAGGACGCCAGUGACAAAUCGACCACGACUGAAACUGCAUCGAGUACGUUCUCAAACGCACAUGACGGUCCUUCCAAAACUGAGAUCGAGAACCAAAUAAGCAAAGAAACUAAAUCCAGAAAUAAGUACAGCACUAUUGAUAGGUCACCAACUACAACAACAAUAGCACCAACCCCCGAAGUACAGAACGAAGUGAUCCAGCCGACCAUCAGAUCACGCACCAGAGGACGCAACAUCGCCUCCGCACCAGUCGAAGAAGAAGUCGAGGCCGAAAGACUGCCAUCGAGCACACGAUUCCCACCCCGGGGUCGUAAUAUUGCGACCACAAGCUCGACCACGAGCGCCCCUGAAGCGACUUCCGAAGUUGUUAGACAACGAGGUCGCGCUCAGGUUGACAAUGUCGCCGAUGAGUCCAUCGGCCAAACGAGAAGCAGAACACGCGCUCAUGUCAGACGGCCAAGCUCUGAGCUAGUCGACCUCGACAGCUUCAAGACCAACUCUGGCGAGCGCGCGCAGUACAAGGAACCGCCGACCAGGUACUCCGCCGAGAGCAAAACUACCACCGAGGCGGCGGAACCCGCGUACCAGACGAACGAUUUACCGGCCACCAAGGAGGUGCAGAAGGAAACCAGCUUCCUGUCGGGCAUUAAAUUCGAGGAGGUCGACGAUUCCAAGCUGCCGGCCGACUACAAGCAGACGACUACUUACGAGCAGGACACGACCGAGUACACCACGAUGACCGCCAUGGAGAAGGUGGCCCUGGACCUGUACGCUUACCUGGCCGGGGAGAACCUCAACAACGAGAUCACGAGCGACGCGUCGCCCCUCGACGCGUCCACGUUGACCGACGAGUCGUGGACCACCGAGGACGUGAGCACCACGGAGGAGCAGACGACGCCCACGACCACCACGACUACCACCACCACCACAACGACCACGACAACCACCACACCGGCGCCCACCACAACCACGACCGCUGCGCCCACCCGGCCCUCGAGGUUUAGGAGCCGACCCGGUGCCCGCUCCCGCGCACCCGCAUCCACCAGCGCCGCCACCGAAGCCCCGCAGGAGACAUCCACUAGAGCCAGAGGUCGCUUUGGCAGCAAACCGAAUACGGGCCGCAAGAUCACCGCCGCUGCCGUCGAGGCCUCCACGUCCGCCGCUCCGGCAGAGAAGCCCUCCACACAGCCUAAGGCGUUCGGUGGAAGCCGCCGCGGUCUGUUCUCUGCCCGCACUCGUCCAAGCUCUACCACCGCUGCGCCCGCGCAGGAGGCAAGCAGCGCAGCCAGUGAAGCGCCUGUGCCCAGACCUCGUCUUCGCCCUGGCUUGAGAAGGGCACCAUCGUCGACCACGACUGCUGCUCCAUCAUCAGCUGAGAUCGCUGACGUCACCGCGCCAACCGGCAGUGGUAGCACUGGCUCCGGAGAAGUCAUCGAUACCACUGUUGCGCCAGUCAGGACUAUUGGCCGCAAACCAGGACAGAGGCCGGCGUCGCUCCGACCCGGACCGAGGUUGAACCUGCGACCCGUGGGCCGCAGACCGAGCGUGUCCAGCGCCGCGCCUGAAGCCGCAUCCGAGGCGCCGGUAGAGUCAGCACCCGUUGAAGUGUCUGUUGCAGCAGACGAGGCUGAGAAUGCGGCAACCCCAGCGCCCGAAGCCCCUCGUGGUGGGUUGAAGCUGCGCAACCGUCUUCAGGUGUCGCCCUCCCCUCGCCCGCGCACCGCCGGAACAGCCGCCCCCCGCAGACCCAACCCGCUACUCAAGAAGAGAGGAAGCACCACUGAGGCAACAACAGAAGCGCCCAAGAAGGUGACGGAAGCGCAGGAGGAGAACGACAGCGGUAGCGCAGAGAAGAGCGAGACGGAGGCGGAGACGGAGGCCGCUGCGGUGGAGACGACCCCGGCGCCGCCGCUGCGUGGUCUCGACGCCCUCAUAGCCCGCCGCCGUGCCGCCGGAGUAGGCGCUAGGCCCGUGCGCCCCGUCCGUCGCGCCUAAACCCUAGAUUAGUGUCACGCGGUCAUUCAAACCUCACUCAACUACAAGCUGCAUUGGGGAAGAUUUUAUGAACAGAGAGCGAUAUUUAUGUACAACCAUUCAAAUGUUAUUACGUCGCACUGGUGUACACGUCAAAAAAAAACAAUCACGAUAAGAGGAUCAUCGAAAUUGCGACACCUAGCGGGAUAAUUGGGCAAAAAUGUUCCCCAUUUCAACCGGCGUUUAAAUGACCGCGUUCUGUGCGCCUACCGCACAAGCUCCGCGCGUGUAUUGACAAGCCACAAUCGCCAACUGAUACCGAUUAAUUUAUUUGUCACACAAAUUGUUGCAUCAUGUUUGUUGUCAAUACACGAGCAAGUAAUAUAGCCAAUAUACUUCUGGUUAUCAUUCAACGACUCAGCGCUGACGACGGCCGCUCACAAUACUCAUCAUCGGCAACGCGCCGUCCGCGCGCCGUCGGCGCCCGUCCUGAAUAUUAGUCAAUUCAAUUCCCAAACUGUGUAUAAGUUAGAAAGUUAGUUAUCUAAUCUCUCGACUCUUAUAAACUUUAUGAUUAGGUGUAUAGCUGUAUUCGUUCAUAAUAUUUUAUUAUAAAAUAGUUUAGUUUGUCUUAUGGAAUAUUAUUCUGUACUUACUCGUAAUUCAUCUGUUUUUUGUACAUAUUAGGGAUAAAUCGUAAUGUAGCCGGUUACAAAUAAGUUCGUGUACAAUUUUAGUCUUCGGGACGUGAUUCCUAUCUGUUGCCGUGCUGUCGCCGUGCUGUCGCGGCGCAGCACCGCAGCUGCUGCGGCGGCGGCGACAGGGUUGACAUCAGUGUCGAGUGUAUCGCCAAAGUUACUGACACUCGUUAACGUUUAUCGAACACCUAUCUUACAAAACAAAGAUGUAACGCUAUCUAAAUAUUUAUUGUCAUAAUGUUCGAAAGCUUCGUGUUCUCAGUUUGAGCGGCCUUUCACUAUCUCUGCCGUCGUUGCGGCCUCUCGGCACAAACGACAGCAUACUGAUGUUAUCGCUCGAGAGAUAAUGUUCUGUUGUAAGUGUGCCGUAGUGUGCGCGCAACGUCGAGGAUUCCGGCCUCAAGUCGGCUGAAGCACUGAUAGUUAGUGCCAUCGUGAUAUCUUUUUUAUGUUUUGUAAGUGUGAUAAUAAAUUAAAUAUUAAGAUAACAU
Molecule: messenger RNA, 3981 nt
Organism: Aricia agestis (brown argus)
Lineage: Eukaryota; Metazoa; Arthropoda; Insecta; Lepidoptera; Lycaenidae
Product: mucin-5AC-like
Exons: 10
Coding region: 108-2813 (901 amino acids)
Source: RefSeq, a predicted model, not a curated record